AUGGCAUUUAUGCUGCUGCUGUGUUCAUCCUUGGAACUGUGCCGUGCCGAGUGCACACCCGAGUACCGGAAGCUGUCCAGAAGUGGCAUCACACACACGGCCUGCAAACCACCCAACCCACGUUGUCGCAUCAUCGAACGUGGCUUGAGAGGAGGAGAAGCUGAAGAGAUUCUGCGAUUGCAUAAUGCAUAUCGAAGUCGGAUGGCGCUAGGCAUGGUGCUGGGAUUCAAGCCAGCUGAGAACAUGCAACAACUGUAUUGGGACGACAAGUUGGCUGAAGUUGCGCAAGCUCACGCGGACCAGUGCUCGGAAAAGCGGCACGCCGAACACGACAAGAAGCAGGCCAGGGCAACAGAAAGAUUUAGCCGCGUUGGCCAGAAUGUUGGCUGGCGUGGUGAGAGCAGGAAUCAGAGCAGCGCCACCUGGAGCCAGCGCAUCAAGAACUGGUUCGACGAGCACAAGAACUACCCGCCCGAGGACAUCGCGAGCUUCAAGAUCUUUCCCGGACCCGCCAGAACGGGCCACUUCACUCAGGGCUAA
Rhipicephalus microplus (southern cattle tick) is the source of this 540-nucleotide messenger RNA. Its product is annotated as CRISP/Allergen/PR-1-like. The record is from RefSeq and is a predicted model, not a curated record. Lineage: Eukaryota; Metazoa; Arthropoda; Arachnida; Ixodida; Ixodidae. Gene Ontology annotation, cellular component: extracellular region.